Messenger RNA from Pocillopora meandrina, 942 nucleotides. Lineage: Eukaryota; Metazoa; Cnidaria; Anthozoa; Scleractinia; Pocilloporidae. The record is from the annotation of a GenBank genome assembly.
AUGGUGGAAGGAAUGUCUGGCACUUUAAGCUUCCAACCUAAACCAGCCUCACUCUCAUUCUCUGAGGAGGUAAAGAAUCUACAAAGCUUUAGAGGAUCAGAACCUCUUUACCCAGAAGAGUUUGUUGAAAACAUUAAGCGUGAGUAUAUGUGCCCAAUUUGCAAAGAGGUACUUGAUCAACCAGUCCAGACUAAAUGCCGAACUCCACACAUAUUUUGUGCUAGUUGUUUGUCAUUUUCUUUUCAAAUGUGUGGAUCCCUUUACCCGGUAUGCUGAACUGUCAUUGUAACUCCUAAUGAGUUCAUUGAGCCAGCCCUUUUGUUCUUCGCACCAUACUUUCAGAGUUAGCUUUUCGAUGUCCUACCUGUAAACACACAGUAAAACUUCACCAACUACCUCGGCAUCAAGAAUGUUGCAUUCAAAGCCCUACAACAGCACCCUCACACAUCUUCACCCCUUCACAAAGAUCAGUUCCAAUGACACCAUUCCCCCUUACCCUAGUGAAACCCAUAACUGCAGCAGAGGAAGAGGGACCAGCACAGGUAAAUGUACCAUCACUACAAGUAGAACCUACAACCACCACUGAUACAAAUACAACCUGCAGAGAACAACUGACAGUUGACCAACUACUAACCAGGAAGCUUAUGUAUCCCUAGAGGAGGAAGUUGGAUUGUUCAUCAUUAGACAGUUCCUUUCACAGUUUCAGGAUGGGACGACUAUUCUCCUUAAAACAGGUGGCCAGGUAAAAUAUUUUUUAAGUUGAAAAUAAAGACAUUCAUUUUCAAAACAAAAGAUAAGAUAAUCCAUUUUCAGCCCUUAGAAUUAGUGAAAAGGACCAAGGCAAGGAAAACAACUGACGAGCUAACAAUGAAAACUGCUGGACACAGAUCAAAGGUAGUAGCAGAGACCAGGACAGCUAUGAGUGGUGGUGCCGCUGAUACC